CUGUAGCACAGUCUAAAUUGCGGAAGUAAUCUGCUCACUACCGUAUCGACGCAACUUCAGUGGGCGUUGAAAGCUACACCGUUUACAAGAAAAGGUAAAAUAGAGAAAAUUUGGAACUGACCCAAGAUGUGGAGGUCCCAAGUAGGAAACAAUGUGAAUGUCGCACAGGAAGAGGAUGACGAUUGGGAAACUGAUCCAGAUUUCGUGAACGAUGUGAGUGAAAAAGAACAGAGAUGGGGGUCCAAAUCUGUUGAAGGAUCAGGAAGGCAAGGGUCUCUCAAUAUCAAUGAGCUGAGAGAGAAUGUGAAGCAAGACGAUGCCAAGACAAAGGAAAAGGAACAGGCCACUGCUCCCAAAGCUUCGUACGGAUAUGGAGGGAAGUUUGGCGUUCAGCAGGACAGGAUGGAUAAGUCUGCCCUUGGUCAUGACCAUCAGGAAUCGCUCCAGAAGCACGCAUCCCAGGCCGACUAUGCCAAGGGGUUUGGAGGAAAGUAUGGAGUGCAGAAAGAGAGAGUGGAUAAAUCAGCUGUCGGGUUCGACUAUGAGGGAAAGACAGAUAAACAUGCUUCACAAAAAGAUUAUGCGACAGGUUUCGGAGGAAAGUUUGGAGUACAGAAAAGCAUGGAUAAGAGUGCUGUUGGAUGGGAUUACCAAGCAAGUUUAGCACAGCACAACUCACAAAAAGAUUAUGCGACGGGUUUCGGUGGCAAGCACGGUGUCCAGAAGGAUCGUCAGGACGCUUCAGCUGUUGGGUUUGACUAUGAAGGAAAGACGGAGAAACAUGCCUCACAGAAAGAUUACGCCAGCGGGUUUGGCGGGAAAUAUGGCGUGCAGAAGGACCGCCAAGAUUCAUCAGCGCUCGGUUUUGACUACGAAGGCAAGACAGAGAAACACGCAUCUCAAACGGACAUGAGCAAAGGAUUCGGAGGAAAGUUUGGUGUUGAUAAAAAUGCGCAGGACGCAUCGGCAGGCGGUUUUGACGACAUGCAGGGCGUUUCAUCAUCGUAUACAAGAACAAGACCCCAGCCACCAGCUAAAGGAGGCGCUGGAAGUCUGAGGAAUAAGUUUGAACAGAUGGCCCAAGCAGGUGAAGAGGAGAGCAAAAGGAAAGCGGAGGAGGAGAGGAUGAGGAGACAAGCUAGGGAACAGAAAGAGCGAGAGGAGAAUAAGAGAAAGGAAGAGGAGAGACAGAGAGCGUUAGCAGAGCAGCAUAGAGCGCUUCCAGAUGAGCCAGAGCCGGAACCAGCCACAUCACCGCGUCACGAAGCACCUCCAGCAGAGGAUGAAUGGGAGACGCAAGAGGAACAAGAACAACCCCCAGAGCUUCCCCCACCCAGGCAGCUUCCAACGUUACCAGGGCGACAGGCCCAACCGCUCCCUGCCACGCCAGACGAACCAAACGUUUAUGAGGACGCGGGAGACGUGGGGGCGAAUUUCAACGAGCCAGAGGACACUUACGCAGAUGCGGAUGCAACGGCGACGUACGAUCAACCUCCAGAUGAUAUGGGUCAACAAACUUAUGAAGAAGUUGACCACGCACCUGUUGCCGAUGACUCCACCUACGAAGACCUUCCACCGCAGGGUGAGCCUGUUGAAGAUACUACCUAUGAAUCUGUACCUGAGGGACAAGAUGGACUCAGAGCGAAGGCUCUCUACGACUACCAAGCUACCGAUGAAGACGAAUUGACCUUUGACCCCAAUGAAAUAAUUACACAAAUAGAGAAGAUUGAUGAGGGGUGGUGGAAGGGUGAAUGCCGGGGGAAGACUGGACUGUUCCCAGCAAACUACGUAGAAAUGUUGUAAAUCACCAGAGAUCUACUAUAUCAGCUUCAACUACAGAACAACCAUUUUGUUUGCAGCGCGCCAUGAUCGUAGCAGCCGUGCAGCAGUUCCAAUGCACAGGUGUCAAUUAGACCAGUUGUCUUACAGCCUAAAUACCCUAGGCUCUGCCUCGGGCAUGUAAAAACGGUUCCAAAGGUGCCUCGGGGGUUUAAUUCCUAUUAAUGUCCUCGAUGGUGUUUAUUAUUUGUAUAUUAGAGCAUAACUUGAGGAGACUAAUUAGCAUUAGACACUAUGAGAUCGUUUAAGUGGAUUGGCAGUUUUCAUACCAUGUAAUUGGAUAUGUGCUUCCAAAUGGGUUAGAAUUUUACAUAGGAUUUUGUACGCAGUCACUGUUGCAACGAGAAUCAAAGAACAUUGCACCACGAGUGAAAUGCAGUUUCGCUUAGAAAAAAAAAACAUUCCACAUAGAUUACAGGAUAGUGAGAUUUGUAUUGAUAUAUCGGUCAUUUUAGCUAUAAAAGACACUGCAUGUAUGAUCGAGGAUUGAUUGUGUGUGUUUAAGUUGGUCCUUUUUCUUAUUCUCUCUCUCUCCCCCUCUUCCUUCAUUUCACUCCAUCAAUCACCGCUGUUCUCAGUUUGUUACUUCAUCUCAUUUUUUAUCUCUCCCCUAGCUUUCUCUCUUUCCCUCUGUCUCUUUCUUUUUUCAGCUAUUUGAUUUCUUUACAUGUACCUCACCUUACAUCUCCCUCUUUACCCUUUUAUCUCUCUCCCUCCGUCUUUCCUUUUCUCUCUCACACACAUUCACCGUCUUUGCGUCGUGCAGAAUUUUCUUAUUUUUAAUUUGCAAUUACUUGCUCCAUGUAUUUCAAUACAAUAAUAAACAUGAUAAGAUGUAGUUUUAAUUAUCAUACAUCAUUAUAUAAUAAUGAUAAUGAAAAUAAUUAUAUUGAAAAUAUAGUAAUUAAUCUUGCUUAGCAGUCUCUAAGUGCUCUACAAUAAUGCAUAAUAAUGUACAUGUCCACCAGAGGGAUGAGAUUUAGUACAUUUUGUAGCAUGAAUUUGGAAUUAUAAUUACCGUAAGGGCACUGGUAUUCAACCCGUUUGGAGAGUUUCCUCAAAUAUGGAAUUUACCUUAAUAUCAGACCUGUCUUAUUUCCAAGAGCAAAUGCUGGUUAUUCUUUUUGCGUUAUUUUUUUCUUCAACCCGUCUACUGUGUGCGCGGGCGAUCAAAUUAUACGGCGAUGGUUUUUGGCACUAGUGUUCAACCCGUCGGCACUAGUAUUCAACCUAGCGAUGAAAGAUGGCACUGUCUCUCAAUCUACCCUUGUCCCAUCCGACUAUGGACUAGACCAUUUGAGAUGAGACCAAACAGGGAAUUAGUCAAAGCCAGAAACUUACAUAGAUCUAGAUCUAGUUUAGCAAUCUAAACCAUUUUGAGAUUCGCUAUCUAUCAUCACUAGGUUGAAUACUAGUACUAGUGCAAUUCAGUGCAAAAGGCCAUCGCCGCAUAAUUGGAUCCUCCGUGCAAACAGUCGACAGAUUGAUAAAGAAAAUACUGACAACAGAUUACCCUAGAAAUAACAAAGAUAUGAAAUUAACCCUCAAUCUCCCGGGGUAUUUUGAUUCUUGUCAAUCCCGGGGGGGGGCCAUUAUGGCCCCCCCUUAAGAUCUCGGCCGCCGAUUGCGCGAGCGACGCAAAAAUUUGCACACUGGUAGUGUGCGAUGUAAUCUACUAGGCUGUAUGGUAAAAUUUUCCAAAAUAAUGAGAUUUUAUUUUAUAUGAAUUAAUUAUGCUAAUUUAUGCAUAAAUCAUACUUUUUGCUAUAAUUCACUAAAUAAAGCUCCUAGAAUGCUAAUUUUUGGUAAAAAAAUUCUUUGUAGCAAUCUUAACAAUCGCAAUUAAAAAAACUUCGGUUCGGAAAUCAAUUUCUUAUGUAUUUUAUUGUUUUAUGAAUUUCUUAUGUAUUUCUUUGUUUUUUUACUUUUUGUUUUUUAUUGUUUUUUCAAUGGAAAUCAUUCCAGACUUAGUUCUGAUCAUAAACAAGGCAAAAUUAAUUCAGUUUAAUCAGUAAAAGUAGAAAUAAUGAUACAUUUAUGAAUUUUGGCUAAAUACACAAUUUGCAUUGGAUUUGUACAUGAAAUCACGUUUAUGAGCAAUUUUGGGUCUGACAUGCACUUACAUAAUGUUGCGUAAUGUCGUAACCGUGUACCCGGGCGUCACAAAUUUGGUCUCAAAAUUUGCGCGAGACUUGAAAGUAAAAAGUCAGUGAGCGGCGAGGUCAAAAAAAAUUGCGCAGCAGAUAUAUCGCGAAAAUUGUCAAGGGGGGGGGCCAUUAUGGCCCCCCCCCCCCCCCGGGAGAAUUAGGGUCAAGAUAAAUUUCCUAUUUCUAAAUAUUUGAGGGAAUUUGUCCAAAUCUUUGAAUUAUGCCGGGUUGAAUACUAGUGCCCAUACGGUAUGUAUGAAAGAGAAUUAUGUAAUGUAUUUUUGACCUAUUUCUUAAUUUGAAAUUGUUUACUACAUGUGCAUGUAUUUCAGUCACAUAAUUCAAAAGGAUGAGAUGAAAUACAUUUCAUAUCAUUAAGUAUGUGAUAAUGAAUAUGUAACAUAGAGAAGUGUGUAAUGUACAUUGUAUCACAGUCUGAUUUUGAACUGAUUUGAUCCUGUGUAUGAUGAUUAAUUGAUACUUGAAUGAACAUAUUGUUUUAUAGCUUUUAGGAAAAUGUAUUAAUAUAUAUGUACACCAUAUUAUUUGUAUUAUCGAGUCUUUUCAUACAAUGGAACAAAGCCACAUGUAUAUACAGGGCGGUCAUCUAAACAUUUGUUGAAUAUUAAAUUGCAAAUGAUGAUAUUUUUGUUUCUGCUAGUACUAUAAUGCAUUUUUAAGUCCAUUUCACAGCAGUCAAAAUGUUGCAGAAGUCAAAAAGCAGUCUUGAGACUUUCUAAUAUUAGAUGCUUGUUUAUUUUUUCACCCAUACAUUUAUGGCAAAAAAUAUUAUUGGUCAAAGUUUUACAUAGAGCUACAUGUUAACUGAAAGGGUAAAAAUGGCAAAAUAUUAGUGCAUUGCUGUUUUUUUUCAACCACCUGUAUUUGUAGUAGGGUCAACACAUUUUCUUUCACUCAUGAAAUAUAACCGUGAUCUUUCAUACAUGUAUCUGUCCAAUUCAUGCCUUGUUUUUCCCAGUCCUGGGGCAGGUUUCAUAAACACUUUCAGAAAUAACUUACAACUAAUGCCAUCCAUGGAAACAUUGACUGUGAUUGGCUGCUGAGCCCUGUUACCAUGGUAGUUACGAGGAUGGUAAAGUUAUCAUUAUUGUAAGUCCUUUGUGAAAAGAGCCCCUGGUACUAUACAUGUAAGACUACUUCAGGUAUCUGUGUAUGUAAUAGUGUACAAGGUCUGCUUUCUGAACUAGACUCCUAAAUCUAUGGCUUUCAACAAUGACCUGACAUUGCUCCUGGGAAAUUCCCUAAAGAAUACUUGCCGGCCUACAUUUACCCCCUUAUAUGUGAUACAUGUACCUUCCUCAAACGGUUCGGAGCAAUUUUGGCGGUUAUAUUGUAGUUAAAAAGGAGAAAAUGCCAAAGACAGCUUUUAUAUUCCAGAGUAAUACCAAACAUAUUAUGGUGUUGUUAACAAAUAUAGCUACUUCUGUUUUCUAUGGCCCGUAUUCUGAACCUGGGUUGGUUUAAGGUUGGAGAGCAGAUUGGGGUACAAAUCCCCAACAGUACACAUCCAAUUUAUUAACUCAGAUGACGUCUAAAUUGUCUGGGAAAGAUAAUUGAAGUAUUUUUCUUCAUUAUGAAAGCAAAGGGAAACAGAUGAGAAAUAUAGAAUAUAAGCAGAAUUUUUGGCUCCCCAUAAUUUCAGACCAGACUUACAUGUAGACCAUGGUUUAAGUUAAACCUGACUUCAGAGUACGGGCCUAUGGGUCAAUUUUGUUUUUAGUACUUUGUCACUUCUGCUUAUUAGUCUGUGUACCCUGUGAAGAGUGUGUAUAUUCGUGUCUCAAAUUAUGAAUUUGUUGUAUCAAUUGAAUUUGAAUUGGAGCGUGGCUUUGUUCUUGUCAAUAAGAUAAAUGAAUUAAUCAAUUACUCCAAGGCCUGUGGCUAACAUAUGAUUUUUAACCAUCAAAAUUAUGUUGAGAAAAAAGUCGGAAAAAAUCAAGUGAGUGUACCCAUUAAAUGUUUAUGUCCUGUACAUGUUUAAAAUGUUAUAUAAUACAGUAUUUGCCAUUUUCUUGUAGUAAAAUUAGUGUAUCCAUACAGGUGUGUACAGUCAUCAUUUUUAACAUGGUUUUUGUAUUAGUGUCGGGAUUUCUGAUGUUUUGUGAUCGUUAUCACUUUAAAACUAUGAUAUAAGCCAUGGAAUUGAGUCAUUCUGUCUUGUACAUGUAUCAUUUUAUGUUUGUACACAUCAGAUUAAAAGAGAUGCCUUUUCAUUUUUUGCAAAAAGAAA
Molecule: messenger RNA, 6237 nt
Organism: Lytechinus pictus (painted urchin)
Lineage: Eukaryota; Metazoa; Echinodermata; Echinoidea; Temnopleuroida; Toxopneustidae
Product: src substrate cortactin-like
Exons: 15
Coding region: 127-1803 (558 amino acids)
Biological process (GO): regulation of actin filament polymerization
Cellular component (GO): cortical actin cytoskeleton; actin filament; plasma membrane
Molecular function (GO): actin filament binding
Source: RefSeq, a predicted model, not a curated record